CAGAAAUCGUCCUGCACCGGGGUGCUAAGCUUAGACAGGUGAAAUUCUUCUAGCACCGUGCAAAAGCUGGGGCAGAGGGCAAGAACAAUUGUUAUUUCGUCAUAUAGACCCAUCGACGUCGUAAGCGGAGAACGUGCCUGCACUGCUGUAUUUUAUUAUUAACAAAUCCGGUCAAGAUGGGAAUAGCUGCAGAUGACAGUCUAUACAACGUGAGAAAGACGAAGGCGCUGCCAAAACAUUCGUUAUUUGGGACGUCAUUCGAGAUGUUCACGGAAGAAGAAAAACAACGCAUUAACAGCAUAGACCUCAACACCAAUGCAUGUGUGAAUCAGAAAAUACCAAUUGCCGAUCACCUCCUGCAAAAUAUCAAAGGUCGUGAAGAGGCUGCUGAAAAACGCCGCGAGUUUGAGAAACGGAAAAAGAUCACGGAACAGACAAGACAGAACAUGAAGACUUUCGAACAGGACGCCAUUCUAGUCUGCACUGGCUCACAGUCAAAAGACAUGAGUCACGUUAUCAAGGCUGCUACGAGGAGAGAGGAGCCCGCGAGAUGUGGUACGUGGUUCACUGGGAAAGACAUCGAACAUUCCCGAGAAAUUAAUUUCAGUACAAUGCCGGACAACUACAGAAGCUACAACCGCGAUAAGUUUUCCAGACUCCCACCAAUUUACAAAAAUCCCGCCGUCGAUGUCUUUUCGCGGCCGAGGAGACAAUCGGUCGUUUCCGCGGAACCUCGGGGUCCGUACCAGCAAGGAAGGCCGGAUCUCUCCGGGGACGUCCGGAGAAUGGCGUCACCGUGUGUCCACGAGCCAGCAGCAGACGAGCCAGCAGCAGACGAUCCGUCCGUGAGCAACUACAUAUGUGUUCCCCAGAAUAUACGUCACAGGUUUGGCAGCAAGGUGUGCGAUUCCCUGCUGUCUGACGAAAAGAAAGUUCAAGACACGCUGGCAAGGCUGCACACAGCGCCGUGCUACCUUCCACAAAAAGGUAGCCCCAGGGUUCACUCGGCCAGUCAGCAGUCACAGAGGAGUAGUCAACGAACACCGACACACAGUCAGCACAUUGAGAGGACCAGUCCACACGCUCAGAGGACCAUUCGGCAAACGAAGAGCGACGUCCAGCUGCAAACAAAGAGCGACCAUCAGCAAGCUCAGAGGACAAGCCAGACGGCCCGGAGAGAUGACGAGCGGACGCCGAGAUUCAGUCAGCAAACGAAGAGGGAAAAUCAGCAGCAGACGCCAGUCCGAAUCAGUGACUACGACGCGUUAAGCAUCAUAACGCGUCAGAACGUCAUUCCGGGACUCUCGAUAAGAAACCCGCAGAGUACCAGCAAAUCGACGUACAACGAAGCAGUGCUCCUCCGCCGGGUUCCCGAAACGGACGAGUUCAAAUACAAGAAACAUAGUCUUAGCAUGUGGACAGAACAGCAAAUCUUUCGUGUUCGCUUGGACAAACAGUGGGCAAGUUAUUUUGAAAGUCUUCCUAAGGUUCAUGUCACGUGGGACAGAGAUGCCAAGCGAACUGUGCCUAAAACUGAGCCUGUUGUAAAACCCAAAGUCAAACCCAAAGCAAAACCGAAAACGCAAGCAAAAUCGGAAAAGCCUCCCGAACCGGAAGAGGAAUUUGCGUUUGUAACACCGCCACUGACUCCACCUCCUGAACCCAGUUUGGCGCCAAUGCCCAAAAAGGUGGAAAAUGAUGACGAAUUUUGGAAAUUUUAUGACCAGGGACUGCCAAAGUGAUCAACUGCUUGCACUAUACUGAUUAGAUUAAUAACAUUUAAUGUCAAAGUAAUAAUCGUACUAAUUAAAGAUACUAAUAGCUUCCUAUUUAUCAAACAUUUUUGACCUACCUGUGACACCAAUGUACACAAACCUAAGGCCUGCGUUCAACGAAAACGACCAUCGCUAACAAGAAGUGAUUUGGUUGGUUUCUGAAGCGCAAACAACCAGUCUGCGAGCAUUUACGUGCUCUAUCUGGCUGAACUCGGCCCUUAGGCUUGGUCAGGAUCACGAGUGAUAGUGGUCGUUCGCUAGACUGGUUUAUGCGUCCAAUGUUAGAUGAUUGUGAUAUGAUAGUUCUAAGACGAAGGUACAAGUCAAAUGAUUUAGUACAGUUAUUAUAUAAAACCGACAUAAAUUAUUAACAAUUUCUGGCUUGCUUACUCGUACUACAUUUACAUUGAUUUUCUCCCCGAUUGUUCAGUUAACUAACAUGUGCCAUUUCUGGAUUACAAUCAGUAAACAGAUAUAUUUUUGCAAUGUGUUGUAUUUUUUGUGUGGUAACUAUUAUUUCUGAUAAUUAUUAUUUACUUACUUGGUGCUGUGUAAUGCAUUCAUUUUGAUUCAUUUCCAUUCAUGUUUAUCUUCAUUUCCCGUCGUAGGCCUGUCUUGUUAUUUUCGUUGUUCCUAAGUUUAUUUAACUUCAAAAAAAAAAAAAUUGCUGUUGUAAUAUGUUACUUAUAAUAUGGUGUACAGUUAUUUAAAAUAUUAUAUUCUUUUAACAAACAUUGUUUAGAUUUAGACUUUAGGCUAAUGAAGUGUAAUCCAUACAAAUAACAUUUAUUUAUUUAUUUAUUUAUUUAUUUAUGCAUGCAUUUCUUUCUUUUUAUUUCUUUCUUUCUUUCUUUCUAUUUAAUAAAUAACUUUUUUUUAGCCUCGAUGACUGGGAAAGAGAGAGGCGUCAUAAAUAUAAAUAGUUUUGGAGUUGCAAAUAUAUUUACCCGUCUCAAGUAUCCCACUUGAUAUCUAAUUCCUGACACGGAGAUAUAAAAUUACAGACAGACAGACAGAUAAUUUAUUAACGCCUCACUUUUAGUACAUCACACAUUUACAAAAAAACCCAAACAAUAACAUAAAAGUAGAUAAGCUAUACCGUAUGGAAUUAUGAGAGACAGUAUAGUUAAAUAAUACAAGUAUUUACAAUUAAAAUAAUAAUAAUAAUAAUAAUAAUAAUAUAAUAAUAAUAAUAAUAAUAAUAAUAAUAUUAAUAAUAAUAUAAUAAUAAUAUUAAUAAUAAUAUAAUAAUAAUAACAACAACAACACUAUUGUGUACACAUGUAUAUAUACAAUCUUAUAUUAUAUAUAUAAUACGUCUUGCAGCAAUUACGGGUUAUGUAGUUGUUUAAAGUAGUAUUGCAAUUCAUGUAACUGAGUGUUAGUAUUGCCUGUUUUUUGUUUUGUGUUUUGUUGUUUUUAUGUGUACAAAUAUUUUUCUACUUUUUAAAUAGUCAGGCCGUUAAGUGGCGAACAACUAUGUGAAUUAUGAGUGCACUGUUUUUAUUGUUUACUGUUUAUCGUAAUGCAGUGUAUAUUAACAUGUAAACUAGCUGGUCUGUUGCUGUUUUUAUUAGUGUGGGUUUUUUUCACCCCACUAGUUUUAUUAAUAUUAUAACAUGUUUCAGUAUGAAAUGCUCAGCUUUAAAAUUGUUGAAAAUGAUGCGUUCAGUAGAACAAGUGGUGUAAAACCACAAGUGUACCUAAGAAAUAUCAACGAAGUCAGUGUGAAGUAAAAUGCAUUUUAUAUAA
Molecule: messenger RNA, 3527 nt
Organism: Gigantopelta aegis
Lineage: Eukaryota; Metazoa; Mollusca; Gastropoda; Neomphalida; Peltospiridae
Exons: 4
Coding region: 177-1742 (521 amino acids)
Source: RefSeq, a predicted model, not a curated record